AGCCUUGUAAUCUGUGGAAAAUCCCAGCUCGCCGUGACGACCUGGCUGCUAAUGAGCGGUUCACGUACUUCGGACCCGUUGCUCAGCAUUGAUAAUUGCCUGACCUGUACAGUGGGUGAAACAGAUUACAUAAAAAAAAUGUGGCGCAGUGUGAGUUCGUGUCAGCAUCUCAUCAUCCAGCGCUUUGUCUCAAUCGACUACCAACCGCUCUGCGACACGACUGGCUCAGAACACGAAAUAUGUCAGCGCAAACCGUGUGCAAUGACGGCAAGGAGUGGUCCCCGGUCUAUCUAGACCCUAGAGCUGAUCUCAUCCUAGUCUCUAACGACAAGGUGUGCUACCGUGUGCACAGUCACAUCAUGAGUCUGAAAAGUGGAUUGGUCCGCGACAUGUUGUCUUUACCUCUUGAUGGACAGUCGAAGAAUGCCAAGAAGAGAAGUCUGGAAAUUGACGAUUGUUCCCCUUCAACGUCGGUGGAGACUGCCCAGGAUGAGGCCGGAGGCGAAACGGUCCAGGAUCACGUGUCAACUAUCGAUGUGGAUGCUAGCGCGAUUGUCCUGGAAAUCUACCUCCUUCUGCUGUACACCCCUGACUGGCUAUUGAGGGCCCCAUUUACACGAGCGAUCGGCUUGAGAUUUGAAGAGCUCGUUGAACUGCAGCGUCUAUGUGACAUGCUGCAGACUUCGGCAUGGAACCAUACCAUCACAACAGUUUUACGUCAACAGGCUCAUGCAGAUCCGUGGGCUGCCUUCUGUCAUGCUGCGAGGACGAAUGAUGUCGAAUUGGCUCGGCAAGCGAUUCGGGCUUUUGGGAAUCAGACCAAUCCGGCCACGGAGUAUCCAGACAUUCCUACUCUGGAUUUCGACAAGCUUAACGCUUUGUGGUGCUUCGAGCUAUUCCGUCUGAUGUUCAAGCACAAGCGGCCAGCCACCUAUCAUUCCACGGACUCUGCUUUGUGGGAAAAAGUGGCCGAUGAGUUCCAACAACAAUGAAAGUUUUGACCAGCGGGGAGAUGGACAUGGAAGCCUCCAGGCCGGAAAGGAGAUUUGACGUUUGGGAUCGCGCAACUACGUGGGAGGGACUGGGGCACUGGAUGUGGGAGAGACGAAGAGGAGUACAGAUAAUAUUGCACUUGAAGACUGGAUCAUCUCUCCUGAGGGGAUAGGCUUCGUAGGUGACUGGGAAGAGUGAGCCUGAAGCGAAGGACCGCACGAAAAUCAUUGCACACAUGCAUACUGCAUACUCGAGCUGGUUGUCUGCGGCGGUCGCUUUCUCAGUGCCACUCUUGCGUUCAAG
Kockovaella imperatae is the source of this 1296-nucleotide messenger RNA. RefSeq lists its product as hypothetical. The coding region runs from base 240 to 992 and encodes 250 amino acids. The record is from RefSeq and is a predicted model, not a curated record. The transcript is spliced from 2 exons. NCBI's taxonomy places the organism in Eukaryota, Fungi, Basidiomycota, Tremellomycetes, Tremellales, Cuniculitremaceae.